GGAAAACUCGUCGUCAGUGACCUUUUCUAUUUGGGAGGGGCAAGCAGCCUAGCGCCUUGCGCUUCUCCUAGCUUUGAGCGACAGGCAACAGAGUAAUGGCCUUAACAAUUCCAACCCACUCCAUACUCAAGUUUCUCCAUCCCCAGCACCAAGUCCUGAACACCCACAGAGGGCGUUUUACAGCCGGUACCAAAAGAAUUACAAGAACCAGUACGCUAUGGGUCUCCUCAUCCUUUGUCUUUUCAGCCCAUCAAGUUCAUCACCAUCAUUUGCUUAAUCCCAAAUCGUGCUCUAAACCUGCAGUUCUCACGAAGGUUAGCAGCAAUGGUGGUGGGGAUGCCGUUGAUGCCACCCCUCAACGGUCCGUGGCAUCUGAUGUCAAGGGAUUAAAUGGUGGUUCCUCUAGUUUUGGUGAUGGUGAUGUUGCCAUGUUUGUUCAGAUGCUUGGGCUAGACAAUGAUCCUCUUGACAGAGAACAGGCAAUAAUUGCACUAUGGAAAUAUUCUCUAGGAGGAAAGCAAUAUGUAGACAGCAUUAUGCAAUUUUCAGGCUCCUUAAAUCUCAUAGUAAACCUUUUGAACUCAGAUUCCAGGUCUACAUGUGAAGCUGCUGCAGGUCUUCUACAAGUGAUAUCUUCAGUUAAUCUACACAGAGACUCAGUGUUGGAAAGUGGAGCAAUAGAAGAGAUAACUGGACUGCUAAGUCAAUCGUCCUUGGCUGUUCAAGUAAAGGAGCAAAGUAUAUGUACAUUGCGGAACUUGUCUCUGAAUGAGGAGCUUAGAGUGAAAAUUGCAAAUACUGAACUAUUGCCAUUACUUGUUAAUUCCCUUGAUGAUGAGGACUUAAAAGUGAAGGAGGCUGCUGGAGGGGUUCUAGCAAAUUUGGCAUUAAGCCACUCUAAUCACAAAAUCAUGGUCGAAGCAGGUGCUAUUCCACAAUUGGCAAAGCUGUUAAAGAUGGAUGUAGAAGGAUCUAAAGUCAUCAGGAAGGUAGCAAGAAAUGCAUUAUUGGAACUUUCUGAAGAUGAAUAUUAUAGAAUUCUUAUAAUAGAGGAAGGUUUGGUUCUGGUUCCUAUUAUUGGUGCAGCUGCCUAUAAGUCUUUCAGACCAGUUUCACAUUCAUGGCCUUCAUUACCUGAUGGUACAGAAUUUGAAAUGAGGUCAAAAGGUCCUUCAAGAUAUGGUGCCUCAGAGCUACUCCUUGGAUUAAAUAUUGAUGGCAAUGAUGUUAACAUAGACAAAACCAAGGUGGAGGCAAUAAUUGGACAAACUCGGCAACAGUUUCUUGCUCGUAUUGGAGCUAUAGAAUUGGAAGAUGGUGAAAAAUCACGAACCAAAAGCUCUAUUAGUCAGCAGUUUACACUUUUGCCUUGGAUGGAUGGCAUUGCUCGCUUGGUUUUGAUUCUUGGACUUGAAGAUGAGUCAGCUAUUCUAAAAGCUGCAGAAUUAAUUGCUGAUGCAUGUAUCAAUGAACAUAUUCAGAUCGCGUUCAAGGAAGCCGGAGCCAUCAAGUAUCUAGUUCGGCUUUUAGACCAUAAAAAUAAUGCUGUAAAAUUGGCUGCCACUGGUGCUUUGGAGAGGCUGUCCAGCAAAGAUGGUUACCAGGGAAUUGAAGCAGAAAGUGCUAUGUAUCCUCCUAUGAAUACUCAUAAGCACCUGGAGACCUCUGAAAGUUUGACAGAAAAGAAUUGAGUCUUUCUUGCUCGGAUUCUAGACGAUGCAGAAUUGAGCCUUUUCUUGCUUGGAUUUUAGGCGAUGCAGAAUUGAGCUGUUCUUGCUCGGUAAGUAAAUCAAGUCGAUGUUAGUCAUUUCUUGCAGCAUUAAAUCAAGGCCUAUAGUUUCUUUUCGCUUACAGAGCAGUUGAUUUCUUCUGGUUUUAUGAUGGUCCAAUUAAAAAACAAUGAAGGGGGGUUUGGAUGCUACACGUAGCUCUAACAGUGCUGAGCGUUUUAGCUGGAAACAUGGAUGUAAUACCUAGAUUAGAAUUCCCCAAGUUUAUUUUGUAUAAUUUUAAAAAUUAAUAGACCCGUGGAUAUAUAAUAAAUUUAAAUGUAGUUUAAUGUAUGCAAUUUUUAUUGUAGAUAACUUUGCAAUUAAAAGUUGAAACAUCAUAGUUUCUUUUGUCUGCA
Malania oleifera is the source of this 2128-nucleotide messenger RNA. RefSeq lists its product as uncharacterized. The record is from RefSeq and is a predicted model, not a curated record. The transcript is spliced from 6 exons. Lineage: Eukaryota; Viridiplantae; Streptophyta; Magnoliopsida; Santalales; Ximeniaceae. Bases 96 to 1691 code for a protein of 531 amino acids. Gene Ontology annotation, molecular function: protein binding.